Messenger RNA from Dictyostelium discoideum AX4, 1200 nucleotides. RefSeq names its product Wiscott-Aldrich syndrome protein (gene wasA). The record is from RefSeq and is a predicted model, not a curated record. Bases 1 to 1200 code for a protein of 399 amino acids. Gene Ontology annotation, biological process: actin filament organization. Gene Ontology annotation, molecular function: actin binding. Gene Ontology annotation, cellular component: nucleus; cytoskeleton. NCBI's taxonomy places the organism in Eukaryota, Evosea, Eumycetozoa, Dictyosteliales, Dictyosteliaceae. The transcript has 3 exons.
AUGGGUAGUCCAACUAUUAGUGAUCAAGAAAAAUCCCAAGUUGCCUUUAUAGCAGGUAGUAGUUCUGAUAUUCAUUCAACUACUGUUGCAAGAUUGUAUGAAGGUAGACAAGGAAGAUGGGAAUUUAUGGCCGUCGGUAUUGUUUCUGUUGUUUCAAAUCGUGUAGAUAAAACAAAUUAUAUCAAAGUUUUCGAUUUAAAGGCCAACUACAGAAUCAUUUUUGAACAAGAAAUUUAUGACACUUUUGAAUUUCAAAAACAAAGAGAUUUCUUUUUUGCAUUUGAAGGUGAUUCCUGUGUUUAUGGCUUAUCAUUUGCUGAUGUAACUGAAGCAGCUGAAUUCUAUGGCCAACUUUUAAAUUGUAAACAAGGAAAUAUUGGUAAAACUGCUGCAAUUAAUCCAAAUACUUCUUCAACCAAAAUUACUGCAUCAACACCAGCACCAAAAGUUGAAAAGAAAAAAGAAAAGAAAGGUUUUAUGUCUAAAUUCUUUUCAUCGGAAGAGAAAGAUUUGGAAAUUUCAGCUCCAACCAACUUUAAACAUGAAAGUCAUAUUGGUUGGGAUCCAGAGAAUGGUUUUGAUAUUAAGAAUAUCCCACCAGAUUGGAGAAAACUUUUCCAAUCUGCUGGUAUUAAGAAGAGUGAAUUAAAGAAUGCAGAAACUGCUCAAUUCAUUGUCAAUAUCAUUGGUGAACAAAUGGUUGGUGGUUCAGCUCCACCACCAACUCAACCAGGUAGAUCAGCUCCACCAGCUCCACCAUCUUCAAACCAACCAGGUAGAUCAGCUCCACCACCACCACCAUCUGUUGGUAAAAGUGCUCCACCACCACCACCACCAUCCCAUAAGACACCUGCAGCUCCACCAUCAGGCGGAGGUGCUCCACCACCACCACCACCUCCACCACCACCUUCUAGUGGUCCACCACCUCCACCACCACCAAUGGCCAGUGCUCCUCCAUCAUCAGGAGGUGGUGGUGCCAGCGGCGGUGGAAGAAAUGAUCUUUUGGCUUCCAUUCGUAGUGGUGCAAGUCUUAAGGCUGUUGAUAAAACCAAUCCACUCCCAGAUAUUCAAAGUCUUGGUAAUGAAGGUUCACGUUCUUUAGCUGAUACUUUAGCUGCAGCUAUGGCUAAUCGUAGAGGUGGUAUGAGAGAAGAUGAUGAAGAAGAUGAUGAUGACGAUGAUGAAUGGUCAGAUUAUUAA